UGCUUGCAAAACGUAAACAUUUCACAACAGUUUCUAUAUAAACGAAAAUGACGGUCUAUAUUUAAGCAUUACUGUUGAACUUAAUAACGAAUUCUUUUAUAGGAAACUGAAAGUUGCAGACCAGUGUCUUCAAACUGAUGGGGACAGAUAUGAUAAAUAGGGCUUAAUUAAUAUCGUUAUUAUAUAAUAAAUAUAGAUCACAAAUCAGGCUGCGAUAUGUCUGUAACUAAAGAAUUUCAUCGGCUCCUAAAACGAGUCAGAAAACUUACAGAUGGACAGGCAUCAAUUUCAGGUAUAGAUUGGGAUGACGGAAAUUUGGCGAAGUUCUAUAUAUAUGUGACUAUAGUACCUAACAAUGGCUUAUACAAAAGUGGAAAAUUUCAAUUCAGGAUCGGAAUACCAGACAAAUACCCAGCAGUACCUCCAGUUGUAUGUUGUAUUACUGAGAUAUAUCAUCCGAAUAUUGAUACUUGGGACGACAACGUCACCGACGAAAGCACAAAUGUCUGCUUAAAUAUCCUGGAGGACGGUACAUGGAGCAGUUCUUUCGGUCUGGAAGGUACAAUUCUUGGUUUACUGUAUGUCAUGCACAAUCCAAAUUUAGAGGAUCCUCUCUCACCUUAUUUUGAAGGAAACGAUGACGAAGAAAAUUUCGAAGACAAUGUAAAAAAGUAUAUGGCAGGGGAAGCGUUUGACGAUAUGGCAUUUGACAAAGAUUUUAAAGUGAUUGAUGGUAUUUUGAUUGAGGAAACUGUGAACUCUGCUCUAUCAGAAACAAAGCCCGAAACCUCAGGCGUAAUAGUAGAUGAUUCACAGAGUAUAAAUAAAGAUGACGUCAUUCCCACAAAUGACAUGAAACACACCGAUAAUGUUGAAAGUUCUGAAGAUGAGCAUAUAUCUGAAAACUAUAGCGGAAAUGCAAAUGGAUCUGCUGAUAAUUUAGCGAACAAAGGUUCUUUGAAUGAUGCAAUAGAAAAAAAGAAUAAACAAGUAAUGGAGAAUACUGACGAAGUUAAUGAGAUAACAAUGGAAGGAGCUAUAGGUUGCCAAGAGGCAGGUGAUAAGGUUGAUGAUGAUGAAAGCGAUAAUUGUGAUAUUGAACUUGUUAAUAUAGAUGGAGAUUGUGUUCUUUUGAUACAUAAAUGCGCCAGUGAUGAAGAUGAGAUUAUGGCAGAUAGCAAUGAACAAGAGACUGACAUGACAGAAGUCGAACAAUAUAAACCAGAUCCUGAACAAACUGACGAUGGACACCAGAAUUCUCAAGAUGAAGUUUGUACCUCAAAUACUAAUGAAAUAAUUAGUGAAGUGUCUGAAGAUGCUUCAUGCAGCUUUACAACAUUAAACACUACGUGCAAUAUUGAAGAUAUAGCUAAUGAUGGUAUUUCUUCACAAAAAGACGAUAGUGAGAUUAAAACUUUGAUGUCAGAUAUAGAAAUAGAUGAACAGCGUAGAAACAAUCCU
This is a messenger RNA of Ruditapes philippinarum (Manila clam), 1461 nucleotides long. RefSeq lists its product as uncharacterized. Gene Ontology annotation, biological process: protein neddylation. Gene Ontology annotation, cellular component: nucleus. Gene Ontology annotation, molecular function: NEDD8 transferase activity. The record is from RefSeq and is a predicted model, not a curated record. NCBI's taxonomy places the organism in Eukaryota, Metazoa, Mollusca, Bivalvia, Venerida, Veneridae.